Messenger RNA from Didymodactylos carnosus, 234 nucleotides. NCBI's taxonomy places the organism in Eukaryota, Metazoa, Rotifera, Eurotatoria, Philodinida, Philodinidae. The record is from the annotation of a GenBank genome assembly.
AUGACUGAUUAUAAACGUUUGAUUCAACAUGAUGAGUUAGAAAUGGCAAAUGAUCUCUUGGAUUCAAAGGAAGAUGAAAAUAUUGUGCUCAUCUGGUUUGAUGAUCAUAUUGACGACGAAAUCAAAGAUUUAAUGAUACGAACGAAUUAUGGUGAUAAAAAUAAUAACGUAGUAUGUUAUGAUCGUCAGCAUGUGAUCGUAUUGAUAAAAAUGAACAAGAAAAAAUCAUAUUGA